This is a messenger RNA of Zonotrichia albicollis (white-throated sparrow), 1905 nucleotides long. RefSeq names its product RAD9-HUS1-RAD1 interacting nuclear orphan 1 (gene RHNO1). Lineage: Eukaryota; Metazoa; Chordata; Aves; Passeriformes; Passerellidae. The record is from RefSeq and is a predicted model, not a curated record. Gene Ontology annotation, cellular component: nucleus; chromosome. Gene Ontology annotation, biological process: DNA damage checkpoint signaling; recombinational repair; cellular response to ionizing radiation.
UCAGCCUGGAGAAGAGGAGGCUCAGGGGCACCUUAUUGCUCUCUACAGCUGCCUGAGAGGAGGCUGUGGCCAGGUGGGGAUUGGCCUUGUCUCCCAGGCACCCAGUGAUGGAACAAGAGGAAAUCGUCCUAAGCUGCACCAGGGGAAGCUUAAGUUGGGCAUUAGGAAGAAGUUCUUCACAGGAAAGGUGAUUAGACAUUGGAAUGGGCUCCCCAGGGAGGUGGAGCCACUGUCCCUGAAGUGUAGCAGGUAGUGCCAUGGUCUAGUUGCCAUGGUGGCGUCUGGCUAAAGGUGGAUUUGAUGAUCUGAGAGGUCUUUCAACCUAAUUGAUUCUGUGAUGUGUUUUCCAACAGAAAAUGAAAUACAAUGUUACUUCAGUUCAAACUUAUUCAUUAGGCAAAGCAAACAAAUCAUGCAAGAUCUGUAGAAUACAGGAGGGAGAUGUCAACUCUGUUUUGUAAAAAAGAAAAAUAACAAACUUAGUCUCUUGAAGUUAAAAUGUACAGGUAGUUAGCAACCAGAAAGGGAAAGAGUUCUGAUUAUCUUAGCCCUUGGCAUUACAAGCAAGAUUGAAUUGAAAAAAUGAAAAUAAGUUUUUUUGGGUUUUCCUUUUCAUAGCUGAUUUGACAUGGCUGGAUCAGUAGGUCAUCUGCUCCCAUUCCUGCACUGCAUUUCUAAAUCCACCUGAAAAUUGACAAAAGGUUCAAGAACUACUGUUGGGAACAAGUCUGCCUUGAGAUGUGUACACUGUGCUGUUGCAUAAAUGUUUUGCUUUUGUUAUAAACUGUAUCUGAGGUUUCCAAACAAGUCUUUCUUCAAAUCCAUUUAUUUGCCUUCUACAGAUUCAAGAGUACUUUAGCAUCUCCUCGGGGUGCUUCCUUCUUUCUUCAAUUGGCUCCAACAAGCAUCAUGAGGUUUCUAAGCAGUUUUACCACACCUUUUGAUGCCUCCAAAGAAGAAGUGUACCCACAAGGCCAGGAAGGCAGAGCUGGUUUUCCUUGAGCAGCCAAGGGCAGGGCCCAUCCAUUGCUAUGAAGCUCCACUGCAUUUGGCUGAGAAUCCCAGACGUGUGCCUACAAAACGUGUGGACCUGAACACCUCUGCUGCCUGGGUGUGCCCACAAUUUGACACAACUAAGCCACUGGUGUUGAAAGCACGCCAGAAGAAGCAUCGUGGUCCUCAGAAGUCCUAUAAUCAGGAUGCCAACCACAGCUCAUUUCAUGCACGAGGAGCUGCAGCCUGCAGAUUUCCUCCUUUAACUUUUGAGAAUCCAAAAGGACAUGCGGUUCCUCCGUUGGAUGAUCCAAAUUGCUUGAGGAAGAAUGCACAGUGCUCUCCCAACCAGCCUAAGAAAGGGACAGCAGCAAAUGCCAACAUCCAGGUGAAGAGUCUAGAGAACUGUGGAGGGCCUGCUCCCCAGCCCGUGGAGCAAGAAGUCCCUAGUCCAUCAGAUGCAGAGGCUGCACAGGUUCCUUCCCCAAGGAAUGGGAGAUGCAGCAACACUCUAUCACCAAGUAGUCAUGCCUGGCACCCAGAAGAAGCGUUGCCACUUGGUACUGAGCCCUGUGGGAGAGGGGAGGCGGCAGCAGUACUGGUUGCAGAUACUCCCGAGCACGAGUAUGGAAUGAAGGUCACCUGGAGGCGGCGGCCGCACAUAAUGAAGUACCUGCGGGAGCAAGGGAAGCUGAGCGCUGCGGACAUCCUGGUCAAGGCAAACAUGGAGCUCCCGAGGGGACAGCCCCACACCUGACCUGGCGGGAGCAGCGACUCGCUGCGUGCACGGACACGCCCGGACAGAUGAUGGCCCUCAGGGGACUAAGAGGGGACCUGAUUUCAGCCCGGCCCGGUACUGCGCCUGGCAGCGCCUCCGACAAACGCCGGGGCGGGCGCGGGGAGGGUCUUGGC